AAAAUAUUUUUGUAUUUUGUAAACUUCUGAUAAAAUAAUGUUAUUUGAUUUGCCAGAAAACAAAAAUUUGAUAUGAAACUAGAAUACUAUACCUCAACCAUGUUAUGGUUGUUGCUUACGCAACGCCUUCACACGGUCCCAUUUAUUUUCUAGCCAAAUUCUCUAAAGAAAUCCCUUUCAGAAUUCCCUAUAUAAUUUCCAAUAUCUUAUCUAAUCAGUUCCUUUUAAAUUUGGAAAGACGGAGAGAUAACAAAAGUUAGUUAGUUUUCAGACCUAUCAAAACAUAUGAGGAUUGAGGAAUAGCAAGAUCCAAUUUUAUUUAUUAAAAAAUUGCCAAUUGUUUUUACGAGUUUCCUUUUUGAGUUAUGAAAGCAAACGUAAAAGCCCUAUAAAUAACGAUCAUCACUAGCAUAGAGAACCACUCCAAACUAAAACGUAAAUUACAAAGUCAGAUAACUUCUACAUGUCUCCCUCUGCCUCCGUCAUUGUCGCACGUGUUUUGUUCUCUACUGCUGCCAUGAGACAGAACCCCCUGAAACGCAAACGUGACGAUGAGAUCACUGUGCAUGAAGAAGAUGACGUGCAUGAACAUACCAAACCACGUCCACCGUCUUGGGAGGCUCUAUGCGUUCUUGGUCCUUACAUGGAUCCUCAGACACUCGCCGUCGCCUCUUGUGUCUCAACCACAUGGUUAGAGUGUUUCUCCUCGGACGAUCUAUGGAAGGCUCUCUUAACGGCAAGGUCCUCACAGCGCUCUUCUCCCUAUGAGAUCGUAUUGAAAAACACGGACAACAUCUCGUGCAAACACCUUGUCUUCGCUGUUGAAAUGGACGCCAAACGCCGACGCAAAGAUCAAGUCGUGGAACCUGUCAAGAUAUCCCUCUGUGAUCUCAGCUUCAUGGUCCAUGUGUCAACUAAAACAAAGAAAGCAUCGGUUUACAAAAAAGGCAAAGAUCUCGACUUUGGUCCUAACGACAAGUUCCAGAUCGAAGCCGACGUAAGCAACGCAGCUAUCACUGCCGGUGAAGAUGACGUGAUGAUGACAUGGCAAGUCAUGUACAAGGGAAAGUUCUUCACGCUAGCUGAUACUACAAGAUCGAUGGACACAAAGAAUGGUUGGUUCACUGAUAAACUUGAAGACAAGUGUAACCGCAAGCUAGUAGGCGACGUCAAGCCGAGUUUCAACGGCGAAGUUCUUGAGAAGAUUGGAAUUUCGAUAGUGGAUUCAGAUGGUUGGGGAUCUCUGUUACUUAACGGGGUUUUGAGAUAUCUUCAGCGAUUUUUGUUGGAAUAAUGUUCUCACAAUAGUCUCUGAGUAGAUCAGUAUAGGUCAUACAAAUCUCAAUCGAGUAGAUGGUUUAGCAAGUAAAAGUUCUUUUAAUGUUGUUAUUCAUGGUAAUGAAAUUCAAUAUAAUAUAGUAAGAAAACAAUA
This is a messenger RNA of Brassica napus (rape), 1432 nucleotides long. RefSeq names its product probable F-box protein At5g04010. Lineage: Eukaryota; Viridiplantae; Streptophyta; Magnoliopsida; Brassicales; Brassicaceae. The record is from RefSeq and is a predicted model, not a curated record. Gene Ontology annotation, cellular component: SCF ubiquitin ligase complex. Bases 464 to 1294 code for a protein of 276 amino acids. Gene Ontology annotation, molecular function: protein binding. The transcript has a single exon. Gene Ontology annotation, biological process: gibberellic acid mediated signaling pathway; SCF-dependent proteasomal ubiquitin-dependent protein catabolic process.